Messenger RNA from Columba livia (rock pigeon), 3312 nucleotides. It is a transcript of the gene C14H5orf58, whose product is annotated as chromosome 14 C5orf58 homolog. Lineage: Eukaryota; Metazoa; Chordata; Aves; Columbiformes; Columbidae. The coding region runs from base 2263 to 2601 and encodes 112 amino acids. The transcript is spliced from 6 exons. The record is from RefSeq and is a predicted model, not a curated record.
ACUUGUCUCCUGCUGAGAGGUAACUAAAGCAUCUGUCUGGUCUGAUGUAGGAUAUUUUGAUUGCAAGCAUUCAGACAAUAUGCAACUCUGCAGAUGAUCUAGACAUGCUGAUUUUAGAGUAUCUGUGAUGAGGGUAGAAGGUACAGUGUGUAGGUAUUAAUUAGUUCUGGAUUUGCUGAAACUCAAUAAAAACCUUUUAUUGAUCCUUUUAUUGAUAUCAGCUGUGUGGUGACUCCAGCAGACUCCAGCAGAAAAUACCUUGUGAGUUUACUUGAGCUGCCACACAGCUGCCACAGUUACAGAAAGCAAAGAGGCAGCUGGUAUGGCUAACAUGCCAUAACUUGUACCCAGCAACGACUUGAGUCUGUUUCUUACCCUCCUGGAAUGAUACACAGGUUCAUCGCAUGUAAGGAAAGAAAGAGGCGAGGGCUCUGUAACGAUGCCUGGAUUCAUGGGACAAGUACAUUCUCAGCUGUUAGUAACUCUUGACAGCCUUAUUCCAUAUUCCAUUUAGUUAAAUUUACAUAUAGUGUUAUUUCUUGUUAAUACAACUUGCAAAUGUUAGGAUUGACUUACUUUAUUUAGAGCUAAAGCCAGUUCCUGUGUUAUUUGUGGGAACUGGAAGCAUCUACCAUUUCUUCAUGCUGUGAUGCUCUUUGAGUAUGUCUGUAGCAUGCAUCAAUCUGAUAGCAGAAUUACUCGGAUCCUUCUGAUGAUUUCUCUAGCUUCCAAAUUUAUUGAGAAAUGCAUGUAAUAAAAAAGGGUUGUGAAACCUUUAUUUGUUUAAAUGUCAGUGCUAAUUUAUCAGAACAUACAGAAAUGGGUGUUACGUGUAACUGUAGACAAUUAUGCUGCCUUUAAAUGUGCCUGAUCUGUCAUAAAAUAAUUUCUCUGUGGUUCCAAAGAAAUCUGGUAAUGUCAUAAGAGAUUUCACCAAUUUAGAGCUUACAAGAGAACUUAUCAACUCUCAGACUGGUUCCUGGAAGAGUCUUCCAAAUUCUCAAGUUUGUCUUUUUGAGGAGGUUUGGCUUCUUUUUUCUUUUCUUUUUACAGUGUGAUGAUACAUUUUACAUUAUUUUUAUUAGAGAAAAAAAUAAAAGCAAUGGUAUUCAUGUAAAAUUAACCUGAACAGGACAGACCCUGAAGAGAAGCAUACUUUCAGCAUUCCUUUCUAUUGAAUUUUUAGCUAUAAAUCAAGUGUGGUGAAGCAAUGGGGAGAAGGACCUUAUUUCCUGGGCUUGGAAACAUGAUCAAUAAUAUUAGAAAGAUAUAUGUAAUUGUUCAACUUACAUAUUAGUUUAUGUAGGAACCUCAAGAGAAGCCUUACCUUCGACAUGUAGAUGCAUUUGUUAAACACUGUCUGCCUAUUAAUGCUCAUCAGUGGAGUCUGAAAUACUGGGAGGAUGAUAUUAUCAGAACCUAGUGGUCCUGUGAGCCAGACAGGCUUCAGAGGUGUUAAUGAGUCCAUUUACCCUUUGCAGGGAGUUGAAGCUUGAUUAGAUCUCUUUUGUGUCUUAUUUCGACUGCAUUUCAUAUUGACAUCCUUGUAAGACUAAACAAUAAUAUGUCAUUCUUCGUUGCUUGUGGUACAUCCAGCAGACAAAACUCAGUUUUUCAUCUUUGCUCCUAUCUAGACCCACCAGGCCUUGUACAUUUUGUGUGAAGUUCAUUCGGUUGGCGCCUGCAGCUCAGUAACAUCCAUCACGCAGCAGCACAGCCUCUGUCUUGCUCAGUGAUCCCAGGUGCCGAAUGCAAGAGAGAGAGAUAAGCCACUGUUAUUAUUUCUUUUCCACACUCCCUCCUCCACUAAGUGAUGUGCAUGUAGGUACAACCCCCAUCGCAUGUGAUACAGCUUACAGAGUUUCAGCUAUUGGGUCAGAAAUAUGUUGAGAGUUGUGUCUACUGCAUUUGUACAGUUAUGUUACAUUUCCUUCUCCACUUGUCACGUAGCAGUUCCUCUCUCUCACCAAAAGUGUUUUUAACAUAAAUACUGGCUUACUUCUGUUAAUAAGUUCUAUUUUUAUGCUCUGUUUUGCAUAUUUGUUUUCAAGCUAACAUUAGCAUUUGUACGUGUCCUGACUCAUUCAACACAACGUGGCCACUGUCAGACUGGGAGAAAUCCAAGCCAGGACAUGCAAAGUGUGGAGUAUUUCAGGCAGCGUGCUGUUUAUGCUGUGAAAAUCUAGGAAGAUAAAACAGCAAUCUGUGUUCAAACAGCUUUCCAGUGCCAUCACACACAUAACCUUGCCCGAGGGUGUCCUCAUGUGUGAGGAGAGAAGAGCAGAGAGAAUGGCGGAAGAAAGAGCCCAGGGAUCUGGAUCUUUGGCCCUGGCUGAUGACCUCAAGGCAAAGCCACUGUCUGAAGGGAACAGAGACUUGGACAAAGGAUCUGUGUUAAAUGAGUUCCAAAACGCUGCUGCUGAUCGGCCGUUUAACCUUGAAGCUGCAAUUAAAAGUGUUGAGAAAAUGUCCAAUGAACUGAAGAAACUAAAUGUGGAAAGCCAGCUACUGCUUUGUGACCUGAUUUUGAAUUUCAACCACUCAAUGAAGGCCAAAGAUUUAAGAGAAGCUGAAGAAAAAACUUGGAGCUUAAUAGACUGAAUAAUAACAUCUAUUUUCAUGCAUUGUCUUCUAUUCGUACUGCUUCAGUUUGAACUGUAAGAUGAUGGUAUGGUUUCCUGCAGUUAGGCUAUUUUUAUUUUAAACUGAAAAUGUGCAGUGGAAAAACGCUAUAAGUAGAUUAUUGAUUCUGAGAUUUUUUUUUUAACUGAAAUUUCCCAAAUAAAGCCCAGCAGGGCUGUUAAGAUUCACGUCAUUAACUUUUAAACAAAGACAGAUUGGAACAGUACCAAAAGAUUUUAAAUUACUUCAAGUCAAGUCACUGGUCUCUCAUCUCAGUUGUGCUCUGGAAAAUGGGAUAAGAAACAGUCAGUGAAGGAGGAACUGCAACUUGUCAUUUCAUCUGCCUUCCUCAUUCUGAAAGUGCUGCUGGGGAAGGUGGCCGAAGAGAAAUUACUUCUGGAAAACCAAAAGUACUUUCAUUCUGGUUUCUGUUGUGGCUUUCUAAUGCACUGAGCUACAAAACUAAGAAAGAGUUAGUGGCCUAAAUACUCUGUUCUGAACUCUUCUUGGUCCAAAAACUGAGUAGCCAGUAUUUUCUUGUUGUUCAUGACAGUUAAUAUUCAAUUGUACUUUACUUGUGGACGUGUUUGAAUGUUGAGGUGUGUUUUAAUUCAUAUACAAAAUCUAUUUAUCUGAAUAAGCAAAUCAAGAUUUGCUCUGCUGAAAAUAAUAUACAUUGUUAUAAUUUGU